AUGCCAACCUUCAGCGAUAUCAUGGCGGCGCGCAAGGCGCUGGAGGGCUAUGUGUAUGAGACACCGAUCAUCGAGAGCAACGUCCUGCAUGGCAAGACGCGGCACGAGAGUGUCAUGCUCAAGUGCGAGAACCUGCAGCGCACCGGUAGCUACCACGUCCGCGGCAUGACGUACCGCGUGAUCCGUGCCAAGGAGGAGGAUCUCGGGAUCAAUAAUUUUGUCACCCACAGCAGCGGCAACGGCGGUGCAGCGCUGGCAUGCGCGGCGAAUAACUUCCAGAGUACAGCGCACGUCGUCGUGCCAGAGGACACGAACAGCCUUAUCACGCGUAGCAUUCGCCUCUACAAUGGGAACUUUUACUACUGCAAGCCGGAUCUCAAGAGCCGCGUGGAGAUGGAGGAGCGACUCCGGGCGGAGUUCGACAAGCCAACCGGCAAGACGCGCAACCAAAGCAUCAUUGUGAAUCCGUACAGCGACGAGGCUAUCAUCGCCGGCCACGGCACGACUGGCAUCGAGCUUAUGCUCCAGACAGACUGCUCGGUGGACUGCGUCGUUGUCCCGGUCGGUGGUGGUGCCCUGCUAGCGGGUACAGCGAUCGCCGUAAAGGGCAUGAAGCCGCACGUUGGUGUCUUCGCUGCAGAGCUGGCCGUGCCGCCGGAUCACUACACUGUUUUCAAGCGCGGCGAGGUCAUCCAGGCGCGCAAGAGCAAAGGCGACCAGCAGCGCCCCAAGGGCAACAAGCACGGCAUCCGUACGGAGCUGACAGACCUCGCGAACAGCUACAUUGACCGCUACGUGGACGGCGUCGUGCACGUGUCGAAGGAGGAGAUGUGCUACGCUUUCCGCUACGUGUACGAGCGCUGCAAACUCGUCGUGGACACGAACGCGGCCAUUGCCGUGGCGGCCGUGCUGGCCUGCCCCCAGAAGCUGAGCCACUACCGUCGAAUUUGCAUUGUACUCUCCGGCGGUAAUGUGGACCUCAACGAUGUACCGAAGAUUGCGACAGCGCGGCUCUAA
Leishmania braziliensis MHOM/BR/75/M2904 is the source of this 1017-nucleotide messenger RNA. RefSeq names its product putative serine-threonine dehydratase. Gene Ontology annotation, molecular function: ATP binding; pyridoxal phosphate binding; L-serine ammonia-lyase activity. The transcript has a single exon. NCBI's taxonomy places the organism in Eukaryota, Euglenozoa, Kinetoplastea, Trypanosomatida, Trypanosomatidae. The record is from RefSeq and is a predicted model, not a curated record. The coding region runs from base 1 to 1017 and encodes 338 amino acids. Gene Ontology annotation, biological process: pyruvate biosynthetic process; L-serine metabolic process; D-serine biosynthetic process.